AAAGCUUGUCAUAAAGCCGGAAGAGAGUCUGUUUAUCUGCCCUGACAUAAAUGUGACACCUAAAGAAGAGAAGACGUUGACACGCGGCGGCUGCAGAAGCAGCAGAGAGGAGCACCUGUGAUAUGGGGGUUCAUGUCUUUCUCUAUGUACCCAAUAUAAUUGGUUAUAUCCGGAUUCUUCUUGUUCUCACUGCCUGGAUUCUGUAUAGUGACCCAGGGAGUUUUGUGCCCUUGUAUGUGUUAUCAAUUAUAUUGGAUGGGGUGGAUGGCUGGGCGGCCCGUCGGCUGCAGCAGACCUCCAGGUUCGGAGCGUGGCUGGAUGUGGUCAUUGACAAUGUAGGACGUGGCAUGCUCUGGAACAUGCUUUAUGAUUGGGGCUGGCUGGUGUCUUCAGUGGAGUGGUGUGUAUUUGUGUGCAACCACAAUGCCAGAGGUGCCCAAUGGAAGAACUCGUUCACAGAGAGCCCGGUUUGGGUCCAGGCAGUGAUGGCAAAAGGCUUCAAGACACCUUUGGGCAUCCUGACAAUAGCAGGGCUUCAUGUUUUACCGGUGUGGCUGUAUGGCUACCAGUAUGAGGUGCUGUCGCAGACUCUCUUUGCCCCAGACUGGCUACAGAUUCUGGGGAUUCUGGUGCUGACGGCAGGACGCUUACUGGGCUUUGCAGUUGAAAUGUGGUGCAUCAUAACCCAUUUGAGGUUUUUACUGGAUGAAGAGGAAGAAAAGAAGAACUAGGGAUCUCUAAAGGCUUAUUUAGGAUGUAGUAAGGGUUUCAGACUGAAAUUCAUAUUUUAUGAGGCUUCUGGUUUAAUAAGCAGCUGAAAAAAAAAACUAUCUGUGUUACUGAGCUUAUUGAAUGUAAUUUAUGGAAAAGAAAAACCAGUUUACCAGGGAGUAAUGUGGCAGGGAUUUAUUUAUAUUUUCUUGAAAACCCUUAAAAAAGAUUCCUUUCCAUAGCACUGCAUUAAAGGACUCUGGCUAUAGAUAUGCUAAGAGUCUUUAAAUGCAGUUUUUAGGAAAGGAGGCUUUUUGCACUGUAACUGUUACAUUGUUUUUUAGAUUUUCUUGAUGCAAAAACUGCACUACAUGUAUUUAUUGUUUAGGAUUUUAUUGUUACUGCAGUUCAAACAGCAAUGUAUGGCACUAGUAACAGUUAAAUCAUGAGUCUGAUUCUCAGGAAAUGCAUGAACUGAUAAAAUGUGCCUAGAAAUAAGCAUCUGGUAAAUGCAAAACUGUAAAAAUAAUCAACAGCUGAGUGAAUAAAAGGUAUUAAUUUGAAAUAUA
Molecule: messenger RNA, 1280 nt
Organism: Carassius gibelio (silver crucian carp)
Lineage: Eukaryota; Metazoa; Chordata; Actinopteri; Cypriniformes; Cyprinidae
Exons: 7
Coding region: 123-731 (202 amino acids)
Biological process (GO): phospholipid biosynthetic process
Cellular component (GO): membrane
Molecular function (GO): phosphotransferase activity, for other substituted phosphate groups
Source: RefSeq, a predicted model, not a curated record